AAGGAACAUACUGACAAGUCAGUUAUAAAUAAUACUUCGUCAUACAAGGAUAACGAGGUGUGCAAGAUAGCAUAAGUGGAGAGCCUGGGCACGAAAAUGAUGAAGCAAUUGACGAUAAGUGUCGUCGAAAGAGUGCAAAGAUGCCUCAUAAAAAAAGCCUAUUCGACAGAAUUUUACAAGGAUGUCUCUAACGAUACAAUCUCUCUGUCUCAGGAACGUGACUUCGCUCAACUAAUUAAAAUAAUUGAUGAAGACAAUGAUAAAUUUAAAAUCGUUAAUGAAUCAUGCAAGAGCAAAUCUACGUCAUUGGAGAUGGACAAAGACGAUGGAUCAUAUGACACAUACUAUGAGAUGGAGGUAGGUCCUGCUGUUCCAACAAAUGAGAUUACUGAAUCUUCAUCCGAGGAGCUUGAAAUAAACGGUGUACACUCGAGUUAUAAUGUCGAUAGUAACGGCUUAAAUCAUUUAAAGAGCAAUCAAGAUUUACAACCUUUCGCACAUUCUUUAAAAUUCAUCAAAAGGAAAGCAGACUCAAUUUCAAGAGAAAUCAGGAAAAACGAUGGAAAAGCGUUGUUCUGUAAAUUUGCACCAUGUACCUUUGCUAACCUAAAACUGUUGUUGACUAUCUUACAAAUUUAUUUUUGUCCUGUACAACUGAUUCAAAAAUUGGGUCAGAUUUCGUUGGGGACCAAGUUUGUGAUGAUAAUUUUGGAGUUGCUGAAAUAUGAGGAUUUGAAAAAACAAAUGAAAGAAGAAAAUGUGGAUUGGAAAAAACUAAUGAAUGAAGUAAAUGUGGGUUGGAAAAAACUAAUGAAGGAAGUAAAUGUGGAUUGGGAAAAGCCAAUGAAGAAAGUGCUAGCAAAACUAAAAAAAACGACGAUGAUGCCAUGUACAAACAUACUUAUUGCCCUACAAAAAAAAGGCUUCUUAACAUCAAUCUUCAAAAAAGAGGUCGGUGUUGGCAGAAAGCAGUAUUUUCUAAAUACAGCUAUUAAUGAAUUUAAAAUGUCGCAGCAUAAAGCAGGACUUAUGAUUUAUAUCACUGCCUAGAAGAGUCAUUGUGUCGUCUUGAUUAUGGACGAAAAUGGUGAAGAAGUGAAUAUUUACGACGCUACUAUCAACGAAGACGAAGUCGAAAAUUUGGAAAAUCUUCAGAGCUUACAAAUCCUCGUAUUGACUUAUACGAAUGAUAAGAUACCACUCAUUGAAAAAGAAUGGUUUAUGUGCAAAGAGUGUUUUUGUGCAAAUAACUAUGUUAAAGCGCACAAAAACAAUAUCUCCACUAAUUAACUGGAUUUUUCUUUUUUAUAGUGAUUUGUAAUCAAUUUUGUAAUGUAUGUAGUAAGUUGUCACAGUUUUACAGUAUAUUAAUUGGUGAGAUGUCAAAUUUUUGAGUAUCAUAUAAUCACAAUGAUCUUUUUCUUAAAAAUCGUUUGUUUAAGUGUAAAUUUUGUGAGAACUUUUGGUAUAACUAUGUAUCGUUAUAGUUAAUUGCUACGUAUAACAUAUUUUUAAUAAUAAUAAUACUAAUAAUGAUAAUUAUGAUGAUGAUAAAUUAUUUUUGAUUGCAAAGAAAGCACAUUGCACAAUACAACUGAGCGGCGUGAAUAAUAGAUUCAUCUACUGUAGGAAGAUCUUAAGAAGCUAUAGAAAAAUUGCACAAAGCUCACACAAAACUCUCCCUCAAAAAGGAACCCAGACCCAUUGCGCGAAAGACUUUUAGAUAAUUCAAUGCAAAAUAUGACCAUUUAAGUUUGUAAGUAGCCAGUCAUCUCAUUUUUUGUAUAAUUUCCAUUUCUCAAAAUC
Messenger RNA from Xenia sp. Carnegie-2017, 1806 nucleotides. RefSeq lists its product as uncharacterized. The coding region runs from base 97 to 1050 and encodes 317 amino acids. NCBI's taxonomy places the organism in Eukaryota, Metazoa, Cnidaria, Anthozoa, Malacalcyonacea, Xeniidae. The record is from RefSeq and is a predicted model, not a curated record. The transcript is spliced from 7 exons.